AUGACGGGACACAUGAUACCCAACGAUUAUCUCAGAAUAAGUUUGCAAAUUUCCGGUGAACAGGGUUACAUGUAUGGCCGUCACAAAGAAGUGAACAGAAGUGAGACAGACGCAGAUACGGGCAGACAGACAGAUAAGAAGACGAAGGUGCCUGAGCCUCGUACAACGAGAUAUAAGUGGAGGAGGGAGGAGUUUGAACAAGGGGAAGCAACUCGUUGUGCGAACACUCUGCUUAUUGGGGCAGCUGAUAUGGAGGAUGUUGGUGAUAUUGAAAUGAGAAUGGGGAGCUGUCACACAGAGUGCCGCGUGAUGAGGACACAAACUGUUCUGAACAGCCCAACAGGCAAAAUUUGUAAUGAUCACACCCCACUCUUCACAGAGACUUCGCAGAAUUCGUGCUCCUAUUUAAAGGAAAUUCAGGGAAGAAAUAUUGGAAACUUUUUGUGCAAGAUCUUUGUGGGUGGUUUGGGGAACCACAUGUUCCAGUAUGCGUCCUUAUACGGUAUUGCCAGAUCAAAGGGAAUGAUUCCCUUAACAGACGCCCGUGACGUCAUCAAUGACGUUUUUGACACGUGGGCUUUGAAGAGGAGUGAUCGCAAUAAGUCAGUCUGUUUUGGAAUGCCAAGUCAUUUUGAAACAAGAUCUUCGGCCUUCGACAACGCCACCGUUGCAUUCCAGAGCGAUCAACACACACAUCUUUAUGGUUACCUUCAGUCAUUCCUCUACUUUGCUAAAUACGAACAGGAGCUGCGAUGUCAGUUUAAAUUCUCAUAUGACGUCAUAAAACGCGCCGAAGAACUACUUUCAGGGCAUUUGAAACCCUUGCGCAUCGCGAACGCCCAAGCUGUAACACUUGUAGCAGUUCACGUCCGGAGAGGGGACAAACUUUCGACGGAUGUAAAAUCUGGCGGUGGAACUGUUGCCCCAAAGGAAUACAUUUUAAAAGCUAAGCAGUAUUUCAUUAAAAAGUACGAUCGAGUCGUGUUUGUCGUCUGCUCCGAUUCCAUGGACUGGUGUACAGGGAAUAUCCCCGGAGAAAGCACCGUGUUCGUCCGCGGCCAGAGCGCCGUGGAGGAUCUGGCAGUGAUGUCGCUGUGCCAGCACGCCAUCAUGACGGUGGGAACGUUCGGCUGGUGGAUGGCGUGGCUGGUCAAUGGCGACACCGUGUACUACAGCCGCAGGUUUCUGCCGGGAUCCAGACUGUCGCAGCAGUGGAACCUCUCCCACCAUUACCAUUCACACUGGAUCCCAAUGGAAUAA
Molecule: messenger RNA, 1260 nt
Organism: Liolophura sinensis
Lineage: Eukaryota; Metazoa; Mollusca; Polyplacophora; Chitonida; Chitonidae
Product: galactoside alpha-(1,2)-fucosyltransferase 2-like
Exons: 4
Coding region: 1-1260 (419 amino acids)
Biological process (GO): carbohydrate metabolic process
Cellular component (GO): membrane
Molecular function (GO): galactoside 2-alpha-L-fucosyltransferase activity
Source: RefSeq, a predicted model, not a curated record